AUGAAAGAUUUAUUGGUUCAGUUAGAUGAUUUACCGUAUGAAAUUCUUACGUAUAUAUUUGAAAAAUUGUACAAUCAUGAAGUACUUUAUUCUUUAAUGGGUGUCAAUCAACGAAUCAAUAGAAUUGCGCAUGAUAGAAUUUUUACUCGUCAUUUACGUUUACUGGAAUAUUGUCGAAUCGACGAUUCUUCCCUUCCAUUAUCAGAUUUAAUACUUAAUCGAUUUUGUUCAAGAAUUUUACCUGAAAUUGGACAUGAAAUUGAAACUCUUUAUCUUGAAGGAACAUCGAUAGAACGUGUUCUUCAUGCUACAAAUUAUCCUAAUUUAAAUAAUCUUGGUUUAUGUGAUAUUGACGAUAAACUAGCUAUGUCUUUCUUUUCUGAUACAAAUCCUCUAAUUCAUGUAUUCAACAAUCAAAUUUCAUCACUCUUUAUCAGUUCUUUUAAUAAAGAAAACGAUUUGUUUUCACAGAGCCAUAUCUAUGAAUCUAUAUUUACAAAAAUUUGGACUAUAUUUACUAAUUUACGAUGCUUAAAUUUCAAUUCAUCAUCUUUUCGUGACGAUGUAUUUGUUAGAAUUAUUUUACCUGAAACUGCUAUCUCCUCAACUUUAUUAGAAUUACAUGUCAAUGGGAUAAGUAUGAUGGACUGUCUUGAGAUACUUGAUGGACAUUUUGAUCAACUUCGUAUACUUUAUAUUAACUUGUAUUAUAUUAGGGCUUUGUCUUUCAACAAAGAACGAAAUGAAAACUUAUUACCAAAUUUGCGAAUUUUUUCUUUGCGUUGCGAUCAUCAGAUAUCAUUAGAUAAUUUUAAAGAAUCAGUUGUGUCACUUCUACGUCGAAUGAUAAAUUUAGAAGUACUUGAUUUAAAUAUAACAGUUCAGUGUUAUGAAAAAUUUAUCGAUGGUGAUAUAUUGAAGAAAGAUAUUAUGAUUCAUAUGGCACAAUUAUAUAAAUUUACAUUUAAUAUUUACUCAACCAUUAAUCAUCGUUAUCAAACUAAUUUCGCAUUAAAUGAAUCUAUUGAAAAAACAUUUAAAUAUUUUUCUAACAAUCAAAUAAUUACUUGUAUUGAUCAUUUUCAAAGAUAUAGUCGAUGUCAUAUUUAUUCAUAUCCAUAUCAAUGGAAAAUUUACGAUCAUAUAACAAAUAAUUUUCGAGAUGGAUUAUUUACUAGUGUUACUCAAGUAUUAUUACGUGAUGAGCAUCCAUUUGAACAUGAAUUUUUUCUUCGAAUUUCGAAAUCGUUUCCAUUUAUGAAACAAUUAACAAUAAUGAAUUGGGAAGCACAACAAAUAAAAUCAAAUAAUGAUGAUAAAAUAUUAUCAAUUAUUGAAUAUCCCAAUCUUACUCGACUGAAUCUUACUUUUACUCAUGAUGAUUAUGUUCAACUAUUUUUAUUUAAUAUGAAAAUGUCUUUACCAAAUAAUCUUCAUCUUCGUGUUGAUUAUGAAUCACUAGAAAGAGUGACAUACUGUUUUACAAGAUAUAUGACAGAAAAUAAUUCUACAAAAUUUGCUGCUCUAUAUUUUGAUCCAGGGGAUCAAAUCGAUGAAUAUCAUAUCAAAAACUAUUUUCCUUAUGCAUGUAUUCAUCGUACUUUUCGUUUUAUAUUAUCUAAAUAA
Rotaria sordida is the source of this 1626-nucleotide messenger RNA. The record is from the annotation of a GenBank genome assembly. Lineage: Eukaryota; Metazoa; Rotifera; Eurotatoria; Philodinida; Philodinidae.